Molecule: messenger RNA, 3611 nt
Organism: Ictalurus furcatus (blue catfish)
Lineage: Eukaryota; Metazoa; Chordata; Actinopteri; Siluriformes; Ictaluridae
Gene: tctn2
Product: tectonic family member 2
Exons: 18
Coding region: 1077-3209 (710 amino acids)
Biological process (GO): protein localization to ciliary transition zone; smoothened signaling pathway; cilium assembly
Cellular component (GO): MKS complex
Source: RefSeq, a predicted model, not a curated record
AAUCAGAACCAAAAGGUCGCUAUAGCUUCUGACAGUCUAUCUACACUAUCAAAUAUACAGUCUGGGAAAACAUCAUGGAGACAAGACAUUGUUUACCAAAUACUUUAUCUGCUUCUCAUACUCCAUGGUAGGGGACUGAACCUGUACAUGUAGGUGUAGAAGGAAAUGAAACUGUGGAUGUACUGGCAAAAAGAUCGAUAAACAUGGAACAGUUGAUAUACAAGUACCAUUAAGUAGAGCAGAGAUCAAAAGCAUUAUAAAGAAACACACACAUAAAAUAUGGCAGGAAUACUGGGACACAGCUGACACCGGACAACACCUAUAUAUUAUACAAAAAUAACUAGGCUUGAGUGUGAGGCAGGGCAGGAACCCAAAGGAAGAGAUGAUAAUUACGCAUCUUAGAAUAGAUUAUUCUGGCUUAAACCUAGCAUUAACAGAAUGGGAAAACACCCCACUGGACUCUGCACACACUUCAGUACACAUGAGACGGUAAAACACAUUCUGUUAGACUGCAAAAGAUAUGAGAAGGAAAGAACUGAGCUAGAGAUGCAAACUGGAAAGCAAAACAUGACACUAGAGAACUUGCUGGGGAAAACAUCUGGGAAAAUGAGCCGCCCCCUAAUAAACUAUCUAAAAAAUACUGGGAUAAGUGAGAGACUAUUAAUCUAGUAUGAAUAUCUAGUAUAUAGUUAUUUAUUUCUUUAUUUUUGUUUAUUUAUGCAUUAUUGUUAUUGUUAUUGGUAUUAUUAUUAUUAUUAUUAUUAUUAUUAUUAUUUAUUUAUUUAUUUAUCCAUCCAUCCAUCUUCUAUAACACUUAUCCUUCCUUCAGGGUCACGGGGAACCUGGACAGGGUGCCAAUUUAAUUAAUUAAUUUAUUUAUUUAUUGCCAAUCUGCUGCCCACAGUCCAGUCCAGUAGGUGGCGGUAAUGCACCUUAAGUUGGUUUGCCAACCGCCAAUGAAACAAGAAGAAGAAGAAGAAGACACCAGGUGGCGCUGACGCACACCGCUGUUUGUCUCGCUGCUGGUAAUAGUUUCAAAGAAGAACAUAAAUCUCCAAACCCCUUUUUACUAAACAAUGCUGAAAACACGACUGAGACUCUGUUUGGAUUUUUUGUCUCAGACGUUGAUCUUCUUCGCUUUGCUUUUAAAAGAAGAUGCUAGAUGUGAUGUCGUGUUUCUUCCUUCAGUCCAGGUUGUAUCUGGCCCAAGAGCGUCUGCCUUUCUGGUUGGAAACGUGAUGAACGUGUCUCUGACCAUCAGCAGCGUCAAACCAUCCAAUGCUACAGGACGCCUCCCUCCGGCCUCCUGCGAGCCGUCCAGUCUCAGUCAAUGGACUGUGUCACAAGAGAUGAUGGGAAAGAGCAGCCUGGUGCGUGUGAGUCUGAACCGGAGUCUACAGCUGUGUGCCAGCGCGAAUGAGACAGACUGCUGUGUCCAGCCGCUGUGUGUGAGAGAGACCGUCAGGGUGUGUGCAUGUCUGGGCAAUGUUCCCCAGGCCACUCUCAUCGUGCAGGCUCAGAUCUACGCCCAGCUGCUUCCCACUGGCCCUGUGUCAGAGAAUAAAACUGUGAUUCCUAAUCAAGUGUUCCAGCCUCUUGGUCAGUGUCCGUGUGACCUGACGGCGAAAUCGUGUGACGUGCGAUGCUGCUGUGACCCGGAUUGUGCCCCAGAGCUGUUGUGGCUUUUUGCGGGUCAGUGUCUACCUGGACCAUUUGGAGGAAUUGUCUCUCCUCUUCCUGAUUAUGUCUGCUCCGCUCAGUCGGCUGAAAAUACUCCUGAUUGGUUCCCUUUUCUCUGCGUCACCUCUCCUUCGGAGAACAACCCGUUCCUUGGGCUUUUCUAUGAUGGCACUACUGUCACUCCGAAGCCCACUCUGUCUUUCCAGACUCAACAGGUGGCAGCGCCUGUACCUCCUACAAAUUACCGCCAGGGGGCGCCAAUCUUCACCACAGACAACCAGUACUUCACCAUCCCACAGGUGUCCUUGCUGGGGCAGUGCAUUGAGAAGGCUCCGGUAGCAUUCCUGCAGAACUUUGAGGCCGUGUGUGUGAGAACUCUGCAGUCCUGCCCUGCUACACCAGUUGAGCUCAGCGUAGCAGUGAGAGAUGAACAAGGAGGAGUAGUCACAGUAGCCAUCGUGGAUGAAGUGAUCACAGACCUCAGCCUUUUCUUAUCAAGUCCUGCUAAUCCCGCAGCUGAGACACAGUUGUGUGUGAAUGUGGUUCUAUCUUUAAGUUAUACGUUUCAGUGGAAGGGGAACGGCAUUACAGCCAUCAGUGUGAUCCGCCGCAUUGGAAACAUCACCUUCAGUUCUGGAGUGAUGCUGACGACCCGAUACUCUGCAGUGUUUGUGAAUGGAAAUAUCACAGCUCAGCCUAACUCAGGCAACCCAGGUUAUCAGGUGGGAAGGCCUGUGAUCGGUGGAGUUUCGGAUGAUGCUACAGGAGCUGUAGGGAGAACACCAAUCAGACUCUGGCAAGGAGUGAGAGAUGGCCUGUGCUCCUCUGCUGACCUGAGACCAGUUCUCUAUGGAAUAAACUCAACGUCUGGGUGUCUGAUGCCUGUAAGUUUGCUUAAUCUCAACCAGUGCAGCAAGCUCAGAGAAACUGUCCGCUCCACGUUGGCUGCUUUAGUCCCUGCUACAUUGGUUUCCAGAACAGGAAAGCCAGAUUUCUCCACAGUGACCAGCUGGACCCGCAUCACUACUGUAGUACAGAACACUAAUCAGACAGCGGGGGGCUCCGGGGGCGUGUGCUCUGGCGUUCCAGCUCACCUACACAUUCACAUUCGAAGCGUUGUCAUGGGAACCAUAGGCGGGGUACCACAAAAAACGAUCCAGGCUGUGGAGUUAAAUUUUAAGGCGUCUACGUGGAGUUUAGAGUGUGAUGCAGGUCAGGGAACCAUCUGCGUGACCCCAGACCUGACACAGACUUUCCCUGUGACCUCUUCUGUGACCUUUACCGAGGCUCCCAUCGGUACACAAUCCCCCAUGUCCAGGUUUCGCAUUAACUUUACAGAGUUUGACUGUGACAGGAAUGAUGUGUGCUGGCCUGAGCUUGCCUUCCCCCUCACACCUUAUUACACUGGUGAGCCAUAUUCUCAGGCUCUGGCUAAAGGACUCCUCCUUGUCUUCUUUUUUAUCGCCGCAUCUGUCUUAGGAACACCUUGGAGACAAAUCAGACAGGCAUGGAACAAUAGCUCACUCUAGAGAGAGAGUGUGAGAGAGAGAGUGUGAGAGAGAGAGUGUGAGAGAGAAUGAGAGAGAGAGUGAGUGAGUGAUCACUGAUAAAGUACGUUUAUGGUGGGGGCAAAAGACGAUUAUUAAUCAACUGAUUUAGUAUGGAGUCAUACUGCAGUCAUGAGGGUUUUUCUCAGGAAUGUAAUUUUGCUAUUUUUGAUUAACUACACCAACAUCAUUGUUUUGCACAUGUUUUUAUUUUGCAAGCUUUCUUUUUAAGUCUAUUUGAAAAGCCACUGUAAGAUAAUACAUAUUUGUUAUUAAUAUUUAUUGUGCUAUGUUGUACAGAUUUUAUUGUGGAGUAGAUUUGUAUAGAAUUUUUUUUGUACUUGUCUUUUUUCUAAAUAAAAUUGACACACUUUUACUUGUUCA